Messenger RNA from Paramuricea clavata, 2341 nucleotides. The record is from the annotation of a GenBank genome assembly. NCBI's taxonomy places the organism in Eukaryota, Metazoa, Cnidaria, Anthozoa, Malacalcyonacea, Plexauridae.
CGAGAAAACCACGAUUCAAGUUCAUAAAAACAAUCCAAAGUUCGGUUUACAUUCCCAUUUCGGUUUCAAACGAAAAAAUCAUUUCCGUCCGAGCGUAAAUAAUGAAUUCACAGCGGGGACAGACCGCGAGUCAUGUGAAGCAUGCGUAGGACAGGUUACGACUCGUAAACAAACUACACCGGUUGUAAUAAAUACACACUCGCAACUCUCUGCCACUCAGAUAGCUGCUGUAUACAAAGAAGUGAAGAACUUAGCAAUUAGAAGUCAACGCUUUAAACAUCUUUAAGCGAGAAGACGCUUGAAAGAGACGAAGCAAAAGAAAGUAGACAACCAGAAGUACACAAUCGUAAUCCAAAAGAAGAAGAAUCAUGGUCAUCGGCGUAUUCAAAGUUCCUUCGUUCCUGAAACGAAAGCAUCAUCCAAGCCAACGAUUAGACAACGAGGACUCCGCGGAAUCUGCCCAAUCAUCACCGAAAGCCGAAAAACCUGGGACAAGUUCAGACGCUCCCGAAGUCUCGGCCACUUCAGUUAGCAUUGAUAUUCCCGACAAGAAACACGUACGUCGAGUACGAACCGUUUCAGGAUCUAGUGGACACUCAAGUCAGUCCGAACCAACCCCACGUUCAAGGCGAUUCCCAAAUUUCUCUUCCGGAUCGAACUUCUCUGGCGAUUCGAUCAUCCAUCAUCUUGACAAACUCAGCGAACGAGAUCAGGUUUGGUUCCAAGCGUACAGAUUCGGCGGUCGAUAAAUUUGAACAGUUUGAAUGCCAAAUAUUUUCAGUUGGGAGACUUUGACCUCGGAAUUGGGAGUUCCCACUUAAACGAUGAUUUGAAGAGAUGAAACAUGUAUUGUAUAGAACUCGGAAAGACAUACGAGUAAACUUUUACAUUCAAAAAUAAUUUGUAUAUUUUAGUUUAGGUUGUAUAUAGCAAGAUGUGUUUAUAUGAGUAAUUCUGUGAAAUUCUUUGGCGGCGUCUGUUUCCCGCCAACUUUUAGACUUGAGUUUCGAUCCAAUGUUAAAGUAAGAUUUGAAUACUUUUUAUUGAAUAUUAGUUUGAAACGUAUCCGUUGUGAGACUUGUGAGUAAGGGUCCUAUAGUGAGACUCAGAGAAUUAAAAUUGAAUUGACGAAAGGCGUUUGCCUGAACUUCAUUGAUGCAUAGAUGAUGAGGAAUCUUAGAUGAUGAAUAGAUGAGGAUCCGGAUAAUAUCGUCAUGUCUUGAGCAAAUUUCAGUUUCGGAUAAAAGAGUGUUCACUUUCGAAGGUCGACAUAGAAAGUUUUGGGAGCAUUUUUGUUCGCCAUUUACUAUCUUAGGAGUAAAUUUUUGUCAAUUUGUAGGCGUUGGUAUCGCCUACGCAAUUUUUUGUGUUGAAAUGAAAAAAGUAUAAUGAAAAUUGAAAAUAUGCCUCACUUUUAGUUGAUGUUUUCGUUUUAUAGUAGCAUGUAUUUGUCAAAAAGAAUUCGGUCUAUAUAAGCCAUCAACUGAAGAAUUAAGUACAAAACGAAAGCUCAGACUAAGUAUGUCGAAGGCAGAUAUUAUUACUCAAUGUAAACACACUGUGUCAUUGUUUUGAUAUUGUGCGGUUUGUUGUAGUAUGCAAAUUUCCGCGUGUUCGUUUGCUACUGCAGGAAAUUACCUAUCGACCUGUAGAAACAAGAUAUGUAAAUAAGCAUAAAUUCCGCCAGUUCGCGCUCAAAGCAAGAUGAAAUUGUAUUACUAUUUUUAAGCAUCAUAUUAUGUAAUAAUAUGGUAUAGUUAAUAUGUUUUGUAUGAAAGAAAGUGUUGUAAGAUAUAUAUAUAUAUAUGUACAUAUAGAUAAUGUAAAGAAUAUGGAUUUAAUUAAAUGCCGCAAGGUAUUUGUGUAUAUAUAAGUACUUAAAUUGGAGACAUAUUGAUUGAUCGUUUUAGCGCGAAAUAUUCGCUAUUAAGUAAGAUAACUAUUUAAUAAAGUAUUUUUAACCAAAGUAAUAAAUGCGAAGUAUUCAAAUUUUGUCUUGUUGUUAUCUCUGCGCAUUUCCCAGCGAGUACUGUACAAGUUUGAUCAUUUUUCGCAUUAAAUUGCUGUGCUAAACAAACAGAUCGUAUUUCCAUGUGUUGUUACUUUCUUUUUCGAGUUAAACCACGUUUAACUGUGGUUAAACAAACAUGUUUUAAUUGUGGUUAAUACACGCUAAGCCACAUUGAAUCAACCGAGGACCUACAUCAGCGCUUGCACGUAAAACGUUUUUUACUCAAAUAGAAGGACUCACUUUUAACAUUCAGGAAUAUUUUAUCAUAAAUUAAGGGUGUGAAGGGAACACGCUGUUUAGUUUAUACAGGGUGUAUAAAAAAACUGAACA